Molecule: messenger RNA, 738 nt
Organism: Sinocyclocheilus anshuiensis
Lineage: Eukaryota; Metazoa; Chordata; Actinopteri; Cypriniformes; Cyprinidae
Product: glutamate receptor ionotropic, kainate 2-like
Exons: 5
Coding region: 1-738 (245 amino acids)
Source: RefSeq, a predicted model, not a curated record
AUGUGCUAUCUGGUAACUCAUCAGAGAUGGCUUGGGCUGUUGCUGCUCUUACUGUGUAUGGGAUAUUCUCACGGGAUGCCACAUGUGUUAAGAUUCGGGGGGAUAUUUGAAUCCAUCGAAAGUGGCCCAUCUGGUGCUGAAGAACUUGCCUUUAAGUUUGCUUUAAACACAAUCAACAGGAACAGAACUUUACUGCCAAACACCACACUUACAUACGACAUCCAAAGGAUAAACAUCCACGACAGCUUUGAGGCCUCCAGAAAAGCUUGUGACCAGCUCUCUCUGGGUGUGGCAGCCAUCUUCGGUCCCUCCCACAGUUCUUCGGCCAACGCAGUGCAGUCCAUCUGUAACGCUCUGGGGGUGCCACACAUCCAGACCAAGUGGAAGCACCAAGUGUCAGACAACCGCGACUCCUUCUAUGUCAGCCUUUACCCAGACUUCUCCUCCCUCAGCAGAGCCAUUUUAGAUUUGGUUCACUUCUUCAAGUGGAAAACGGUCACUGUGGUUUACGAUGACAGCACAGGUCUGAUUCGAUUACAGGAGCUCAUCAAGGCUCCAUCUCGUUACAACAUCCGAUUAAAAAUCCGGCAGCUACCAGCAGAAACAAAAGAUGCCAAGCCCCUUCUUAAAGAAAUGAAACGAGGAAAAGAGUUCCAUGUGAUCUUUGACUGUGGUCAUGAAAUGGCAGCUGGCAUCCUUAAACAGGAGAACUUUAUGGGGAUUCAAAUCAGAAGAUAA